AUGUUUUCUUUAAUUAGGUCUGUUUUUUCUAACAUACAGAAUGAGGAUGAUUUAAAAAUAUUAAUUAUAGGUGAAGGAGGUUCAGGAAAAAGUUCGUUAUUUAAUUUAAUUAGUAGCUAUAAUAAUAAAAGUAAAUAUGAAAUAUUAAAUACAUCGUUAUCAAAAAAUGAAAGUACUUCAAAUUGUGCCUUAGGUUUUAAUACAACAAAAAUAAAAUUUCAUAAAAAUUGUCUCAAAAUAUAUGAUUUAGAAGGUACAGAAGAUAAUACUAUAGAAAUUUAUGAUUGUUAUUAUCACGAUAGUGAUGUAAUAUUUUAUGUAAUUGAUUCAAAAUAUGAGAGUCAUAUUUUUAAAACGAUUAUUUAUUUAUCAUGUUUAUUUAUGAAUAAUGAAGAAAAGAAAAGAAUGGAUAAUGAACAAUUUUUUAAACCUAUUAUUAUACUAGCUAAUAAAUCUGAUGAUGGAACUUCUUUUUUUUCAGCUCCUUGUAUAUCAAAUUAUAUAAAAUCUAUAGAUAUUUAUAAAAAUGAUACCUUUUGGCAAUAUGCUAUAUCAAAUGAUAAUAUCUUUUUAAAUUUUUAUCUAAAUGCUCUAUAUCAAAAAUUGUGUAAUUAUUUUUUGAUAAAUAACAUUUCCUUUGAACAAUUUUUAAAAGAACAAUCUAUACAUAAAUAUAAUGAUAAUAAUAAAUUUAGUGAUGAUCAUUUAAAUUUCCAAGACAAAAAAAAAAUGAAUGAUCUUAUUAAUGAUAUAAAGCAAAAGAACAAAAAGUCUUUAACAAUAAAUGAUGUAGAAAAUAAUAAUAUACUUAUUAAUCUAUUAAAACAAAUAAUAAAUGAGAAUAUUAAUAAUUAUAAGAAUAUGCCAAUAGAAGUCUACAAUAUUAGUGUACAUAAUAAUAAAGGAAUUUACGAAAUACUUCUAUCCCUUUUUGAAAAAAAAUAUCAAAGUAAAUAUGAUAGAAAAAAUACAAAUCAAAUAAUAAAACAAGAACUUUCUAAUGCUCAAACAAUAGUAACAAAACCAAAUGAAGAAAAAACAAAUGUUGAAAAUUUUAUGAAUCAUCAACAACAACAAACAACUACAUAUUUGAAUUCAUCCAAAAAUAAUAUUUAUAAUGUAUCAAAUAAUAAUUUAAACAAUGAAUGUUUUUCUUAUACACAUGAAAAUAAUACAAAGGUUAUAGAAGGAGAAAAUAAUGACAUGAAUGUACCAUCACAACAUAAUAAUUUUCUUAUGUAUGAAUAUGAUAAUAAAGGAAUUAAUUUAUUUAUCGACCAUAUCCAAUAUGUAUACUUUCAUAAGGAAAAUGAUGUGGACACAUUUCCAGAAGAUUUAUAUUUAUGGAAUAAACAAAAUUUGAAAUAUAAAAAAGAAUUUAGCACUUCAAAAAAAAAAAAAAAAAAAAAUUUAAUAAAAGGAGUACAAGAAAAAAUAAAUCUAAAAGAGAUACCAGAACAUGAACAGUCUGAAGAAAUUAAACCCUCAAAGGAGGACACAAACAUAAUACAAGGAAAAUAUUUAAUAGAAAAAGAAAGUGAUAAUAUAUCUAGUAGUAAAUCAUUUAAGAAAAAUAUAAAUUUAGACAAUGAAACACUACAAAAAAAAAGAGAAGAUGAUGAAAAUAUUUUAUGUAUGCAUAAUGAAAAUCCAAGAGAAAAUAAAAAUAUAAGCUUACCAAAAUAUGAUAUAAAUUACCCAAUAGAUGUCAAACAAAAUACCAUGAUAGUAGAAUCAUUUUCUCAUGAUAAAGAAAAUGGUGUGAUACAAAAGGACACAUGUGUUAAACAAACAACUGGUGUUCAUUAUGAUGUACAGAAAAAAAUGAACCAUAUGAAAACCAUAGAUGAGAAUUUAAAGGAUAAAGAAAGAAAAAUUACAAAUUCAUUUCAUGUGGAAGGAAGUACGUAUGAAGUAGGAGAAGAAGAUGAAACUAAAGAAGAAGACGAAGAAAUAUACAAACGUGUACACAAAGCAAUUUAUUUUGAAAACAUAGAAAAGGACAAAAAUGAUUUAAAAGAUAAUAUAAAGAAAGUACAAAUAGAAGAACAAAUUGAUGAUAAAUGUUACAGUAGUUAUUUAGAAAAUGAAAAAAAUAAUCAUGCUUCAGAUAAUAAUAAUCAAAUGAAAAAAAAAAAAAAAAAAAGUUCUAUUGACAAAAGGUUUGAUAAAACAAAUUGUUUAGAUAAUUAUAUGAAUAAAAAAGAUAAUGAUGAUGAUAAAACAAAUUAUAUUUAUAAAAAUAAAAUAAAUAAAAAAAGAUAUACUAUUAUAGAAAAAAUUAAAAAAAAAAAAAAAAAAUUCUUGUUUAAAAAAAAACAACUUAUGAACGACACAGAUGAAAAUUCUAGUAAUUCUGUGGAAGAUGUUAAUACAAUGAAUAUAAUGCGCAUAGAUUCGUUGAAUGAAAUAUGA
Messenger RNA from Plasmodium falciparum 3D7, 2415 nucleotides. Its product is annotated as putative ADP-ribosylation factor. NCBI's taxonomy places the organism in Eukaryota, Apicomplexa, Aconoidasida, Haemosporida, Plasmodiidae. Gene Ontology annotation, molecular function: GTPase activity; GTP binding. The record is from RefSeq and is a predicted model, not a curated record.